This is a messenger RNA of Oldenlandia corymbosa var. corymbosa, 1701 nucleotides long. The record is from the annotation of a GenBank genome assembly. NCBI's taxonomy places the organism in Eukaryota, Viridiplantae, Streptophyta, Magnoliopsida, Gentianales, Rubiaceae.
AUGCAACUGUAUAUCGAUACUCACUGGGGACCUAACGCACAACUACUCGGUCAAUUUCGACAAUUCUAUGUUAUCAGGUGUGCUAAUACCCUGUUCCGUCGUGCUAUCCUAUACAAUGGUCCAUAUGCUAUUGAUGGCGCAUUGCUUUUGGUUCGGCGAUGGGUUCCUUACAUGCCCCUUCCCACCAUCUAUGUAACGCGUGCCCUCGUGUGGGUUCGACUUUAUGGAUUACCUCCAGAAUGCUUCAACGUGGUGGCUGGCUACCGGACAGCAUCCUUAGUUGGUCACGUGGCAGAAUUACAACCAGGUUUCCGCCGGAAUCAACGCCUGGAUUUUUUGCGUGCCCGUGUGUGGGUAGAUCUCCGAGAGCCUCUCCUGCCAGGAUUCUACCUGCAACUUUUCAAUGGUAGGAUGGUUUGGAUACAGUGUCGUUAUGAGCGUAUCUAUAAGAUAUGCCGUAGAUGCGGUCUUGUGGGCCAUCCUCUCAUGCGUUGUCCUCACCAGAACGAAGACAUCCUAGAACGCCGCCAUGAGCUUCAAUUUCAACGUGUAGCAAGGUUGCAUAAUUUGGCCCUCUAUCACGGAGAAGUGGAGGACCUAUUUCCAGCCUAUAUGCGUGCCUAUGCACACCAACAUAAUCGCAGGUCAACGUUUAUUCCGGAAAAUUAUGUGGCCGAUCAUUUGGAUUUUCUAAGAGGGGCAGGAGAUGAUGUUUUUGCAGAAGGUUUUGAGUUUGAGUUAUGGGAAGAGCGGGAUGCCUUCCCAGCCUCGCCGCAUCCUUUGCAGGUUUAUCCUCCUCACAGGCCUCCUCAAGAACCAGGGGAAUGGCACAUACACCCCGAAGACAGUCCCCCACCACUUUCUUCUUCUUCGGAAAACAGAGACAGUAGCCCUAUUGACGAUGCUUGUGCUAUCAUCCCUCAUCCCCUAGCCACGGAUGCGAUUCAGGUGCCCAUCGAAGGAACGUCACCAUCAGAUCGAACGCAAUGGGCGGGCUCUGCUACUGGCACAUCAACAUCUGAUGGGCCUACCCUGGAGCAUCCUGCUGGUCCUCACUUGGGCCCGUCACAGGGAAUGCCUUGGUAUGAGGAAGCUACUGACAUAGGAUUAAUAUCAUCUGCCAAAUUGGCCCACUCCCAAACCAGGCCUAAUCCAAUGCAACAAACCCAUCUUUCAGCUGAUACUUUGGAUCCAGGCCCUUCUUCGAAUUUAGCUAGGGAGGAUCCAAUUCCCAUGGAUAUCUCCCUUCCUGACCCGCCCAUUCCCAAACCCAUAUCUCCAACAACGAAUGUAUUACUUGAACAAUUAACACUGUACCCGGUUGCCUCCUCUAACACCACUGUACGUCUUCCCUCUCCGAAUGAAGAUGCUCUCUGGAUACCAGAUCCCCUCUCUGAUUCCUCUCCAACCCCCUAUCAAAGCGCUGCCUUUUCUUCCUCCCGUGAUGAAUCUAACUCAUCAGCCUCGCAGGAAACCUCCUUCCCCACUCCAAUCCGCCAUCUCCACUGCGAGAUUCGUAGGGGAAAAUGCCCUUGUUCUGUUCCGUCCAGACUCAGAAGGAAGAAAUCCAAAUCCUCCUCUAUCACUUGUGGCCAACAGCCAGCAGUAGGCUUUACCAUCUUUGAGAAUCGAACGAAUUUCGAUCUUUCUUCAUGCUCUCUGGCGGCGGGUGCAAAACGCUCUUCCCCGGAUCCCGAUUAG